Propithecus coquereli (Coquerel's sifaka) is the source of this 584-nucleotide messenger RNA. It is a transcript of the gene SPX, whose product is annotated as spexin hormone. Gene Ontology annotation, molecular function: neuropeptide hormone activity. NCBI's taxonomy places the organism in Eukaryota, Metazoa, Chordata, Mammalia, Primates, Indriidae. The coding region runs from base 152 to 502 and encodes 116 amino acids. Gene Ontology annotation, biological process: positive regulation of gastro-intestinal system smooth muscle contraction. The transcript is spliced from 6 exons. Gene Ontology annotation, cellular component: cytoplasm. The record is from RefSeq and is a predicted model, not a curated record.
UGACAGGAUGUCCCUGUGGACUCCCUAACUCCACUGCAGCGGGGGAGGGGCUCCUUGACACCAAGAUUUUAAAAGUCCCAAGUUCAGAACAAGAUCAGAAAACUCACAGGUAAAGCUAUAGUUAUUGCAGAGUUCUGAAAAGAAGUAAAACAUGAAGGGACUCAGAAGUCUGGCAGCAACAAUCUUGGCUCUUUUCCUGGUGUUUUCUUUCCUGGGAAACUCCAGCAGCGCUCCGCAGGGACUGUUUGAGAGAAGGAACUGGACUCCGCAAGCGAUGCUCUACCUAAAAGGAGCACAGGGGCGCCGCUUCCUCUCCGACCAGAGCCGGAGGAAGGACCUCUCCGACCGGCCACUGCCGGAAAGACGAAGCCCAAAUCCUGAACUGCUAACUCUUCCAGAGACAGCAGCCCUAUUACUGGCUUCCUUACAGAAACCACAAGAAGAUGAAGAAGAAAACUUUGAUCAAACCAGAUACCUGAAGGGCAGUCUGAUAAACUGGUGAAGAUAUAUCAGAUUAUGUGCAAUUAUAGUUCUAUUCUGUUGAAAACAUGAACCACGUGAAUAAAACCCUUGGACCCUUUUUA